This is a messenger RNA of Euleptes europaea (tarantolino), 6600 nucleotides long. It is a transcript of the gene TDRD6, whose product is annotated as tudor domain containing 6. Bases 1 to 6600 code for a protein of 2199 amino acids. The transcript has 4 exons. NCBI's taxonomy places the organism in Eukaryota, Metazoa, Chordata, Lepidosauria, Squamata, Sphaerodactylidae. Gene Ontology annotation, biological process: spermatogenesis. The record is from RefSeq and is a predicted model, not a curated record.
AUGUGCUCCGUCCUGCCCACGCCGGGCACCUCCAUCAAGCUGCGCGUCUCCUUCGUGGAGGUGCAGGCGGAGACGCCGCUGGCCCGCCUGUGGGGCCUGUCGGGCGAGUGGCGGGAGCUGUACGGCCGCCUCCGCGACGAGCUGCAGGCCGCGCCGGGGCCUCGCCUGGCCAACGCCCCCGGCGGCGCCGGAGGGGCGGGCGCGGCCUCGGGCCUGGCCGUGGGCGACCUGGGCCUGGUGGAGCUGGGCGGGCGGUGGCUGCGCUGCCGCGUGGUGGGCCGCCUGCGGGGCCCCGGCCAGGAGUACCGCGUCUUCCUACUGGACGAGGGCCGCACCGUCAGCGCCGGGGCCUACUACCUGGCCCGCGGCCGUGAGGACUUCUUCCAGCUGCCCUCCGAGGUGCUGGGCUGCAUCCUGGCCGACCUGGUGCCGCCCGGCCACUUCGCGGCCCAGGCGGCCGGCGAGCCCCAGGCCUUGGCCCCGCAGAGAGGCGGCGGCAGGCUCAGCUUUGCCUGGACGGCCGGCGCCGUCGAGUUCCUGGGCUGCCUCCAUGGCAAAGAGGUCUCGGGCCUGGUGCGGGAGGUGCUGAUCCCCCAGCGCCUGGUGGUCCUGGAGCUGCCCUGGCUCCUGGCCCAGAUGCACCACCUGGGCCUCGCCAGCCAGAUCUCGCCCGCCGCCUUCCGUACCUUGCUGAACGCCUCCUUGGGAUGCAAUCCUGCUCCACCGCAGCAGUCUUCCGUGCCUCCACCGCUGCCGCCGCCACCUCUUCCGCAGGUGCCCUCUCCUGCCGCCCCUGCCCGAGGCCAGCUGAGUCCUGGCUCCCUGGAUUACUUCUACCCCAAGCUGGAGUUAAACAUGACCGAGUCGGUGCUGGUGACGCAGAUCUGCGACCCCCACCACGUCUACUGCCAGCUGCGCAGCCUCUCCAAGGAGAUCAGCCGUCUGACCGAUGCCAUGAUUCAAGCCUUUGAGGGUGCUAGAGGAGAAGACCUGCAGGAGGCCUUGCCCACUCCGGGUUCCCCCUGUGCCGCCCGGGGCAUAGACGGACACUGGUACCGAGCUCUGCUGCUGGAGAUAUAUCCCGGGGGUGGUCCUGAAGAGCAGCCGGGGGCAGUGGCCCAGGUGAUCUGUGUGGAUUACGGCAGGAAGGAGUUUGUGACCAAGAGGAACCUGCGUCGCUUGCCGGGAGAGUGUUUCCGCAUGCCGGUGGUGACCUACCUUUGCUCGUUACAGGGGAUCACAGAUGGAGGCUGCGGCUGGACCCGUUCACAGAUCAGUGAGCUCAAGACCUUGCUGCUGGGCAAGGCGGUGCAAGCCAAGAUCGAAGCUUAUUGCGCCUUUGAGCAUGUGUAUUAUGUGACCUUUUUUGGGGAAGAAGGUUUCAACCUCAACUGCCUUUUUGGGGUGCAGGCCCACUGCCUGACCCAGAGAUUUGUGCACAGCCAUCAAGGGUAUGCGUCUAACUUAGUGGCUGAACAAGAAGGCGUUGGUGCCCCUACCAAGAAGGAGCUGCUGGGAGCACUGGCCACAUUUGCUGCCGCCCCCCUGCCUAGCGUGCGUCUGAAGGCAGGAGAGUGCCACAAAGCCCAAGUGUCCUUCCUCAAAGACCCUACGCAGUUCUCCGUGUGCCUGCAGGAGUACCACCAGCCUCUCUGUCACUUGAAACAAAACUUACAAGACUUCUAUUCCCAAAGCAAAAAACUAGAGGGUAUUCUCCUUGAGCCCCAGCCAGGUUCCUUGUGCUGUGUGAUGUUGAAGGAGAACACUUACCACCGUGCUGUUGUCACCGGCGUGCAGGGGGAAGGUAUUGAAGUAUACCUGGUUGACAGGGGAAACACGGAAAUAGUUGACCUGUAUAAAGUGAAGGAGCUGCUUCCUCAGUUCAGAGAACUUCCUGCCGUGGCGCUCAGGUGUGCCUUGGCUAAUCCUUCCUCAAGUCAGCCGUGGAGUCCGGGCUCUGUAGACUAUUUCAAGAAAGCCGUGAUGAAUAAGGAACUGGUGGUUCAGGUCCUGGGCAUGCAAGGGGACAUUUACAUAGUUGAACUUUUCGAUCAUUCUCUAGCAGGAGAGAAAAACUUAGCCAAACUCAUGUCCCAGGGGAAGUAUGCUGAGCAUCAUGACAAUGCGGAUUCAGAGACCAUCCAGAAACUUUCAGAUAAGCCUCUAAGAAGAGGUACUAAAGAACUGGGCACUAGUCAAAACCCUGUGAGAAUGAUAUCUGCAAAAAAUGGAGAAUUCCCACCCAGACCUGACCGUCAAGCUCCCCGCUGUACUUCAGCUUUGACAGCCAAAAUGCAGACGGUUGGGGGCAUUUGUUCUUUGCCCAGUGAGACAGUUGCAAAAGAGGACUCUAGUGGUGCUCCGAAUAGUUCGCCCCAUCUUGUGCAAAACUACUCUGAAAUAAAGCCAGGAUUGUCUUGCGAAGGGCAAUUAGAAGUUGGAAGUACAGUAGACGUAACAGUAUCUUACGUAGAAAGUCCUAGUCUCUUUUGGUGUCAGUUAGCUAAAACUGCCUAUGAUCUGAGGGUACUUAUGGCUGAGAUUCAGCAUUACUGUGUUCAUGUAGCAGAGCCCCAUGUUUGGCCUAACCCUGUGUGUUUGGCUAAGUAUUCAGAAGACGGGAAGUGGUACAGAGCUCUUAUUGUUCGUGCUGGCCGUCCUACAGAAGACGUAGAAGUCGUGUAUGUUGACUAUGGGAAUAAAGAGCUUGUUUCUGUAAAGGACCUUCGUUCAACUAGGACUGAGUUUCUCAAGCUGAAGGCCCAGGCUUUCAGAUGUAGCCUUUACAAUUUAAUUCAGCCAGACAGUCAGGAUCCUUUUGUUUGGGAUGAAAAGGCCACUGACGCUUUUCAGGAAUUUGUUGAUUCAGCAAGCAAAAUGGAACUGAAAUGUACUAUAUUUGCUUUAGCAGCAUUAAAUAAUGCAUACCUCCUUAAUGUUGUGGACUUAAUCACACCUUUUGAAAGCGCAUGCCAUUUUUUAACAAGGAAAGGUUUAGCCAGAUCUGUAGAGCCAGAUAAACCCUUGACAUCAUCAGUUCAUCUGCUUUCUUACUAUUAUUCGACACAUAACAUCAAAAUUGGAAGUGAAGAGUUGGUAUAUGUCACAUACAUUAAUGAUCUGCGUCUCUUCUACUGCCAGCUUGCCAGAAAUGCACAUGCUCUUGAACGCUUAACAAAUAGCAUUGGUAAACUCAGCAAAAUGGGACAUAGUCUGAAAUCCUUGCCGGUUCCUGGAAACUUGUAUCUUGCAAAGUAUACUGAUGGCUGCUGGUACAGGGCAAUACUGGCUAAAACAAGUCCUACCGAAGAAGUCUUCUUUGUGGAUUUUGGGAAUACGGAGUCGCUGACAAAAGAAGAUCUGAUUUUAGUACCCAGAGAUGCCUAUGAGAUACUGCUUUUGCCAAUGCAAGCCAUAAAAUGUUCAUUAUCUGAUACUGCUGGUGUACCUAAAGAAGCCAUUGUGUGGUUUGAAAAGGCAGUGCUAGAUAAGCCCUUAAAGGCUUUAAUUGUAGCAAAAGAUCCUGAUGGAAAGCUAAUAGUUGAACUAUAUGCUGACAAAAUGCAGAUAAAUGCAAAAAUGAAAGAAGACUUAGGUUUGCAAGGCAGCAAAGCAUUGGACAGAUCUGCAGAAAAUAAGGAUUCGGGCAGUGAAGCAAGAAGGCCAUUUUUUACAGGUGUUGACCAUUCUACUCCAGAAAUUAAGAGAAGCAUGUCUAAAAAUCUGGAAUCCUUAAGUAGUAGCAGACCCAGAGCUUUGUGCAGAGAAGUAAAACCCUUUCAGCAGAAAACAAUGCCAGAGGUGAUGACACAGUCUCCUCUGCCAGUAGAAAGACUUAACUCAACUGAUAGUGUGGCAGAUAAGAGCAGACGUUAUGUGCCCCUUGAAAAGAGAGAAGAGAAAGCUGAUAGCUUGAGAACCAGAAAUCAAAAGGAAACUUGCAUAAACUCUUCACUUAAGAAAAUGUGUGAUUUGCCUCUGAAGAACACAAGCCCUGGUUUUAAAACCUUAGUGUAUGUUUCUCAUGUAAAGAAUCCUUCUGACUUUUAUGUUCAGCUAGUAGAAGAUGAGCCACUGCUUGACAGUGUUUCAGAGAAACUAAACCAGUCUGAAACAACUGAGAACCUAAAUGGACAGCAUCUCCAUGUAGGAGACUUAAUAUGUGCAGUUUUUCCAGAAGAUGGCUUGCGGUAUCGAGCUGUUGUCCAAAAGCAGCCGUCAGAUGAAGGGAUCAGCGUACAGUAUAUUGAUUAUGGUAAUACUGCAGUAGUUAACAUUUGCAAAACAUGUAGACUCCUGGAGGACUGUGCACUGCUUCCGGCAAUGGCCAUUCAUUGCUCAUUGGGUGGCAUUAAGACCAUGGGGCUUCCAGAGUGGUCAGAGGAAGCCAUGCUGUACUUCUCCCAGAGCACGAGUGAAAUUCAGAUGAACUGUGAAUUUGUGGAACAACUUGCAGGCAAAUGGGAAAUUAUUCUGUGCGAUGGAGAAGGCAAUGUGACUGCAGAUUUGGUUAAUAGUCAUCUUGCGUGCAAAAAAUCUGUUUUAGUAGAGACAUCUGACAAAAACGAAACUGAGGUUGACAUGAUCGAUUUGGCUGAAAUUAUUUCUGAUACGCCUAGCAAAGCUGCACUCAUCCAGGAUGCCAAAUCAUUUUUCUGGAAGUCACCUAUAGUUGGUCAAACUGUAAAAGCCUUUGCAGGAUCCACAGAGAGCCCGGGAUACUUCUGGUGUCAGUUUGCUGAUCUUUAUGAGAUCCUUGCCAUUGAAAAGAAAGUCCAAGAUGCUAGGAAGCCUGCUGGUUGCAAUACAGCUGAUAUUAAAAUUGGCUACUGUUGUCUGGCAAAAUGCAAUAAAGAUGAAAAUUUUUACCGAUCCAUAGUUAUCAGCUUAGAGGAGAGCACCUUGAGAGUUGCUCAUAUUGAUCGUGGAACUGAGGAACUUGUCACCAGAGAGAUGUUAAGGCAGAUUUCUGAUGAGCUGUUAACACUACCUCCUCAAGCAUUUCCAUGUUGUCUGUUUGGAUUUAAUUCCUCUGAGGGGUCAUGGGUAGAAGGAGCAAGUGAUAUCUUCUGCAAUAAAGUAGUGGAUUCUUUACUAGAUGUUACAGUUAUGGAAAUACUAUGCAAUAGGCCUUUUGAAAUUCCCUUAUUUGUUGUUAAUUUGGAAUGUCAGAGGGAAAACAUCAAUGCACAAAUGAAACUUUUUUGGGAGCCUAACACUGAAGACGGUGGCUCAGCUGUGGCAAAUAUCCUCAGUCACGAAGGGCAGAACAGAGAUGCUAAGGCAGAAGAUUUGGAAGUUGUACUCUGUGAAACGGGAAUGUCUGCUUCUACUUCUGUGGCUUCAAAAUAUACCAUGGCUUCAGAAGAUUAUUUAUAUGCAUCAACGGAAGACUGUUUAGCUUCUGCAAGGAAUGAGGGCCUUUGUGAAACAAAAGGAAAUGAAUAUCCACUUGAAGUAGAGGAACAACAAACUAUACCUGAAACGCCUAAUAACGAACUGGACUUUUCUGUCCCUGAGAGAGAAAGUGAUAGCAAGAGGUGUGUUCUAAAUUGUUCAGAUGUUUCUGAAAUUCAGCUUCCAGCAAGUACGGAGGUGUCGGGACAGAAUCCCUUUGAAGCCCAAGAGGAGGUCAAAGGCCAGAAGGCAACCUUAACACAGGACCCCGUUGAAGGGGAGCUGCCGUUGAGCUCUGAAGACUCUUCAGACUCGGUGGUCUUAGAAGUGCCUCUUUCCUCUGAUACCAGGCAGCUGCUGACAGAACUGGAAGCCCUGAGAACUCAUUCCUUCGAAAGCUUAGUGGAAUUGGAGUCCAUGAUGAAUCAUCUCUCAUGUGAAGAAAUAGGAGAGACCUCCAAACUGGGCCUGGUUGAAGUGCCCUUGAUGGAAGGAGAGUUGGAACAGAGUUCUUCGCUAAUGGACGAAGUGGACGGCUGGCUCAGCUGUGGUCAGGAGAGGCUGCUAGAACUCCCAGUCCCUGCAACACCGCUUUUGCCAGCUGCUGAAACGAAGGAACUGUCCUUACUGCCUGCUCCACCUCCUCCCACUGUUCCGGAGAUCCAAUCACCCCUUUCAGGAAGUGAACUAAAUCCGCAAGUCCCGUUUUACAUGAGAGAGUCUACAGAUCUGUGUGAAAUUGGACAGGAUGCCCCAAAGCUGAAAGACAGAAAACAGCAAACUGUCUCGGAGCAGAGUUCUGAACAAGUGGAGACGAGGCCUGCCGCGUGUCGAUCUUUUGAAGAGAGCGACAGUAAGCUGGCCGAGGAGGAUUCUGUGAGUACGCUGCUAGUGGGAGAGCAACCUGAAACUUCAAGUCAGAGUGCAGAAAAAAAUGAAGCUCCUUACGAGUUAAAAGGAUUUGAUGUUGGAUCCCAAUGCAUGGGGAGCACAGGUGCGCACUGGUAUGAGGCUGAGAUCUUGGGCGUUUCUGCUGAAGGUAUAAAGGUGUUGCAUGAUGGAAUAAGUACCUCACUUCCUUUGCCAGAAAGCAGUUUAGCAGUUGAAGGUGAGGAGUACAUCUUUACAACUUCUGUGAAAGAAGAGAAGGGUGGUUUGGACAACUGUGCUGAUUUUUUGGGGUUGAGUGACCAACAACAGUGA